AUGGGAUUGAGAGAUUUAUUAGGCAUCCGAGGGAAGAAAGAACAAGCGAGCAGUUCGAGCAGUCGAGCAUCGGAACAGUUGGAUGAAAUUGUUCCCGCGCCGAGCACAUCAUCCACGGCGCAGACGCCGGCCGAUUUGAGCGGCGGAUUUGGAACGACGUCGUCCGCCUCCUUAGCAAAUACAGGCGGCGGCGGUUCUUCGAUGCCGUAUAAUCCGUACACUGGGUUGGGCGGGCCGUUCGACCCGGGGAUGUCGCAAAAGUUAUACUCCAUAAGCACGACUCCAGAGUACUUAUUCGACGAAGAAAGGCAGAUGCGAACGAGAUCAUGGAGCGAAAACUUGACGUAUUUGACAGGUGUGGGGUACCUCGGCGGCUCCGUCGCCGGAGGAGGAAUAGGUUUGUAUAAAGGAUUGCAAACGCCUAGAGAAUCAAUUGGAAUCGAUACGACAAAGUUAAAAGUGAACAGAGUGCUGAACGCAGUGUCGUACAGAGGGAGGACGUUCGGAAACGCUUGGGGUGCGGUAGGAUUGUUUUACGCCGGUUUAGAAUCGGCGUCGAUGAUUUACACGGAACACAGAUUUGAUCCGGCGUGUAGCGUUUUUGCUGGCGCCGGCGCUGGUGUUUUGUAUAAGAGCAUGAACGGUCCUCGAGCGAUGGCUGUUUAUGGAAUAGGUGGUGGCGCUUUAUCCGCACUUAAUCAAGCAAUUCAAUCGUUCCUUUGA
Molecule: messenger RNA, 723 nt
Organism: Bathycoccus prasinos
Lineage: Eukaryota; Viridiplantae; Chlorophyta; Mamiellophyceae; Mamiellales; Bathycoccaceae
Exons: 1
Coding region: 1-723 (240 amino acids)
Biological process (GO): protein import into mitochondrial matrix
Cellular component (GO): mitochondrial inner membrane; TIM23 mitochondrial import inner membrane translocase complex
Molecular function (GO): transmembrane protein transporter activity
Source: RefSeq, a predicted model, not a curated record